Molecule: messenger RNA, 2884 nt
Organism: Wyeomyia smithii (pitcher-plant mosquito)
Lineage: Eukaryota; Metazoa; Arthropoda; Insecta; Diptera; Culicidae
Product: ATP-binding cassette sub-family G member 1
Exons: 9
Coding region: 188-2323 (711 amino acids)
Cellular component (GO): plasma membrane
Molecular function (GO): ABC-type transporter activity; ATP hydrolysis activity; ATP binding
Source: RefSeq, a predicted model, not a curated record
GUUCACGCUAGAAGGGAGGCUAGAAGGCUCCGGCACGGCAGCGGAAACAAUGCAUUGAUCACCGUAAUUCCGAGAGUAUUUAACGAGCGUCUUUAGCAGGUGAUUUUGCGUCGGGCCAAAUCAGAUAGGGGCGAGCUCAUCUUCUCGGGGCUCCGGUCGUGCGUGAAAUUGACGAAAAUUAACCAUAAUGACCAUCCAGCAGUCGUCGGGUCAGUUUGCAAUGGCAGGCGCACCGAUCAGUGCUGCUUCGGCUGUUCCGCCAACCACAGGAACUGCGACGUCCGCAUUCAGUUGCUGUCCGGCGAACGGCGAAAGCUCCUCCAUCGGGGAGGAUUCCAUCGAAAUGGGUGACAGUCAAGGGAACAAUAAUACGGUGUACCAAAAUGGGAUGUACGAAGGGGAGGAUUACCGCUUUCCCAAGCGGCCUUCGGUUGAUAUCGAUUUUCGGGACAUCCGGUACACGGUGAAGCGGUUCAAUGUGACAAAGGUGAAAUUUGAAAGCAAAGACAUUCUCCACGGCCUCAAUGGAUCGUUCAGUUCCGGGGAAAUCACCGCCAUCAUGGGACCAUCGGGAGCUGGAAAAAGUACGCUGCUUAACAUAUUGGCCGGUUACGUCUCAUCCGGCGUCAGCGGUCUGGUGCAGGUGAACGGCAAAAACCGAUCGCACAACUCGGAAAGCUUCCGAAAGCUUUCCUGCUACAUCCAACAGAACGACGCCCUGCGUCCGUGGCUCACGGUGAACGAGGCGAUGAGUUGUGCCACCCACCUGAAGCUGGGCUUCAGCAUCAGCUACGAGGAGAAGCAAAAGCUAAUUCAGAAGAUCCUCUUCAUGCUGGGACUGGAGCAGAAGGGCAACACACCGACGGCCGGUCUAUCGGGUGGACAGAAGAAACGGUUGGCGAUCGCGCUGGAAAUGAUCAGCAAUCCACCGAUUUUGUUUCUUGACGAACCGACCACCGGAUUGGACAGUUCGUCCUGUACGCAGUGUGUUUCCCUGCUGAAGCGGUUGGCCCAGGACGGACGGACGAUAGUUUGUACCAUUCACACACCGAGUGCGCUGCUGCUGGAGAUGUUCGAUAAGCUCUACACGGUGACGCAGGGACACUGCUUUUACCAGGGACCGGUACGGGAGAUGUUGCCAUUUUUAUCCGGCCUAGGUUACAACUGCCCCAGCUAUCAUAAUCCAGCGGAUUUCAUGAUGGAGAUCGCGAUUGGAGAGUACGGCGCUGACGUGGGAAAAGUGAUCAAAGCUGCGUUAAAAAAAUACUACGAAAUGAGCAGUGAAUGCAUAAAGCUGGAUCCCGUCUUCGACAAUAAUGUAAAAUCGGUUAGUUACGACCUUUCCACGGUCGCUGCCAGCGGUAAGACAGAGGAACUACUCCAGCGGAAGGAACAAACCACCGGUGAGGGCGGACCCGGAAAUCUCGGAGACUUGGCCGCCACGGAUAACGUGCUCUGUCCGGAGAUCAUUGAUAAUACCGAGCCGGCGUCGCUGGUGAUGCAGUUUUUGCUGCUGCUCUACCGGAAUCUUCUGACACUCAAGCGGAAUUAUUACCUGCUGUUCAUACGGAUUUUCGCUCACGCUUCGGUGGCAACACUGUUCGGUUACAUCUAUCAGGGCGUUGGACCGAACGCUAACCAGGUGUUGGCCAAUUACGUCUACCUUUACGGUUCGAUGCUGAUGAUGGUCUACACAGGAAAGAUGGCGGUUGUACUAUCAUUUCAAGUCGAAAUGGAAUCACUUACAAGGGAACAUUUCAACCGGUGGUAUAAGCUGGGACCCUACUUCCUCUCGAUUCUGGUCAUCGAAGUACCAGUGCAGAUCGUCUGCUCUAUGAUUUACGUCGUGAUCAGCUACCACCUCACGGGUAAUUACUAUACCUUCGAGCGGUUCCUGCUGUUCGCACUGUUCUGUGUAGCCGGUUCAAUAUCCGCCCAGGCCUGGGGAUUCCUAAUCGGAGCAACACUGUCGGUGAAGCUGGCUGUCUUUAUCGGUCCCAUUCUGGCGGUGCUGUUCUCGGUGUUCGGAUUCUGUACCCGCUACGUGGACAUCACACCAUUAUUCAAGUGGAUGUGGCACAUUAGCUACUACCGGGCUAGCUUUCACGGCAUCCUGAACUCCGUUUACGGUAUGAACCGGGAGGAUCUAUUCUGUCCGGAAACGCAAAUCUACUGUCACUUCAAAAAUCCGGUUCUGUUCCAGAAAGACAUGGACAUCGAACACGUGGACAUGGAGCAGAACUUCCUGCUGAUCGUGUCGAUCGUGAUUACAAUGUACAUCGGUACCACCUUUGUGCUGUGGUACAAACUGAACAAACGAUAGCAUGCCUGAGAGCAGCUUAGCUUUUAAGGUUUCUUAAUUCGUUUGUAAGCAUCGUCUGGAAUGACUAGAGAGUACUUUUGCCACUAAUCCACUUUCGUCGAGAUAAUUUGAGCCGGAUUAUUAUUUUCAACUAGUUUACAGUUCGUAUGAAAAAUAGUUAAGUUCCCGGCUAAACCAUAAGGGAUUACGGUUUCCUUACUUAUUAUUUCACACCCCACAUUUUUAAGCUAGAGUAUUGAUAAAAUGUAAAAUCUCAGACUUUAAAAUAAAAAAACUACGUAGUAAUAAUGAGAGCUUGCCCAUUAAGCAACAAGCUUGUGUAAUAAGUGUCAAAGCAUAUCAACUUACUACCGCACGCAGAUGAGAGAGAAUUCUGCGAAGCAAAAGUGCAACGUCUGUGAUUACGAAAUAGCCCAUUCUUGUAGAUUUUUAGAAUGUUAACAUAUAAGAGUCCCACCUGCGCGAGGAAUCUUAACCCGACUAAGUUAAGUUUUGUACCCAGUAGCGUGUAAGCGUGUUUCGAGCAAUUGUAUUUAUUCAACAUCACUGCUGAUUUUCAAU